CAGCAGUUAGUUGCACAGGACUUUUCUGUCCUCUUGCACCCUCUGCUGAGAGAAAACAGUACCCAAUCCACAUAUAGAAGACAAUAGUUUCCUUAAGAAGUUUGGCUGCAAAAGCGCAGGAGAAAAAUUACAGAAGCUCUAUUUGCAUCACCAUGACUCAAUUUACCUCCAAAAGCCACCGUUUGAGACUGAACGACGGGAAUGCUAUCCCGGUGAUUGGACUUGGUACCAGCACAGGUAUUGAGAAGACUCCCAAAGGCAUGUGUGCCGAGUCAGUGAAAACUGCCAUUGAUGUCGGCUAUCGUCAUAUUGAUGGGGCUUUUGUGUAUCACAAUGAAGAUGAAGUUGGACAGGCCAUACGGGAGAAAAUUGCGGAGGGGAAGAUCAAGCGUGAAGACAUAUUUUAUUGUGGCAAAUUGUGGAAUACAUGCCAUCCACCAGAAAUGGUCCGUCCAACUCUGGAGAAGACAUUACAAAUUUUGCAGCUUGACUAUGUUGAUCUCUAUCUCAUUGAACUGCCAAUGGCUUUUCAGCCUGGAGAAAACCUCUAUCCUAAAGACGAAAAUGGAAAAUGGCUUUAUCAUGAAACAGAUCUAUGUGCCACAUGGGAGGCUUUGGAAGCAUGCAAAGAUGCAGGCUUGGUGAAAUCUCUUGGUGUAUCCAACUUCAAUCGUAGGCAGCUGGAAAUGAUUCUGAACAAGCCAGGUUUGAAGUACAAACCUGUCAGCAACCAGAUUGAAUGUCAUCCAUACUUCACUCAACCCAAACUUUUAGAAUUCUGCAAAUUGCAUGAUAUUGUUCCUGUUGGGUACAGUCCACUAGGCACAUCAAGAGAUGAAAGCUGGGUGAACGUAUCUUCCCCUCCACUCUUGGAUGAUCCCCUGCUAAAUGCCAUUGGAGAAAAAUACAACAAGACAGCAGCUCAGGUAGCCCUGCGCUUCAGCAUUCAGCGUGGUGUGGUGGUCAUUCCAAAAAGCUUUAAUCCAAAGCGUAUUAGAGAAAACUUCCAGAUCUUUGACUUUUCCCUCACUGACAAGGAAAUGAAAGAGAUAGAAGCUCUGAAUAAAAAUGUCCGCUAUGUGGAGCUUUUAAUGUGGAAAGACCAUCCUGAGUAUCCUUUCCAUGAUGAGUACUGAAAAUUUGGGGUAUCCAAGAGCAUACAUUCAUUCACCUGUAGUGAUCUUGGCUAAUAUCUUAUACUUUGUAUCUGGUGGUAGUUCUUAAAUCACUUAACCUAAUCCAAUCCUUAGCGCUACAAUUUACGUAGUGGAUAUAGAAAAUAAGGCACAUUCAGAAAAAAAAUGUUUUAAAACUUAGUGUGCAAAUACUGCCAAAUGUAAACUUUAGUAGGGGAAAGUGGGAUUCGCUUUUUGUUUUUUUACAUAGAUAUGAAAAAUAUAUCUUUCUCUAGCUGUCUCAAAACUUGUCAUGAUUAACACACAUGAAAGAACAGUUCUGGUUAAGCCUGCAGUGAACCAGAACUACUGGAUGCAAAGGCAGGAAACUUUGAUUGAGGGCAGCAAUUAUUCCAAGUAAAUCUGGAAAUAAUUUUUGGGAAUUGUUUGGGGUUGCUUUCUACUUAUUUGUUUAAUGGCCUUCCAGAUUAGAACACUCUUUAUUCUUAUAGCUAACUUAUAUGUUUCGUUCCUAUUACAAUGUUUGUAUGAAUAAUCACAUUGUAUAUCCCCCUGAAAUAGCCUCCCUGAAAAUGCUUGCUGUCAGAUGUGCUAGAUUGCAACUUUCAUAUUUCCCAGAGGCCACUUGCUGAAACAGAGAAUGGGAGAUAACAAGGAGGACCUGCCUUCAUUUCCAACAGUUUCUUGCUGUUCCCCUCUAGGCUGUAAAUGGAAGGAGAGAAGAACUUAAAAUCUGAGCCCCCCAAAAAAAUUUAAAGCUGUUCCUAAUCACCUUGCAGAUCCGAGUGAACGUUUUGUAGAUCUAAGUGAAUAUUUUGAACAAUUCAAAGUAAAACGAGAGUUAGUCCUCAACUUAUGACCUUUUAGCAGCCAUUUCACAUUAUGAGGUCACUGAAUGAUUGGUGGUUAUGACUGAUUUUUGGAAUUCUGGCUGUCCCAGCAGCCGCACAGCACGUGAUCACAAUUUGAGUACUUUGCAAACUGCACUUU
This is a messenger RNA of Ahaetulla prasina, 2126 nucleotides long. RefSeq names its product aldo-keto reductase family 1 member D1 (gene AKR1D1). The record is from RefSeq and is a predicted model, not a curated record. The coding region runs from base 153 to 1136 and encodes 327 amino acids. Gene Ontology annotation, biological process: bile acid biosynthetic process. Gene Ontology annotation, cellular component: cytosol. Gene Ontology annotation, molecular function: ketosteroid monooxygenase activity; steroid dehydrogenase activity; Delta4-3-oxosteroid 5beta-reductase activity. NCBI's taxonomy places the organism in Eukaryota, Metazoa, Chordata, Lepidosauria, Squamata, Colubridae. The transcript has 9 exons.